This is a messenger RNA of Vespula vulgaris, 4990 nucleotides long. RefSeq lists its product as uncharacterized. The transcript has 2 exons. Lineage: Eukaryota; Metazoa; Arthropoda; Insecta; Hymenoptera; Vespidae. The record is from RefSeq and is a predicted model, not a curated record. Bases 278 to 1732 code for a protein of 484 amino acids.
UAUUUCAACCGAAAAUUUUCUUUACUACUAAACCACCACCACUACCACUAGUAGACUACGUACUGACGUACAUGUAACAUCUAUCCCGAGAGAUUACGCUCUCGCGGAGCGACGAUGACAAUACCAAGCCGAUACUUCGCCUUUCUCGACACUUCUAUGAACGCGCCAGCGCGAGCCUUGACGUUGAGCGACCUCAGUGGCCGGAUUAGAGAACGCGUUCUCUUUUACAAAAUCUAUUAUAAUCUCCUUUCUCCUUUCUAUAUAUAUAUAUGUAUGUAUGUAUAUAUAUAUAUACACAUAUAUACACAUUUAUAUAUCUCACGAAUUUAUUCGAUAUUUAUCAUAUUCGACGCGCGAAUACCGAUAUUAUUAUACAUUUUCCUUCAACUCCCUCGUGAAUCAAAAAGAGAGAGAGAGAGAGAGAGAGAGAGGGAGAGAGAGAGAGAAAGAUAGAGGCUAUGUGUGUACGAAGAGCGCGUGCGAAUCCCGGGCCGGAUGUACGCGCGAAGUAACGUGUCGCCCUGAUCCCCACUCCGACGCUCCUCUCCGUUUCCCCCUCUACUACUCUAGCUCGACUCUCCUCUUUUUAUCUCCCUCUCCCUUGCUCUCUUUCUCGCUCUCGCUCAUACCGCGUACGCACGCUCGAGAGAAACCGAGCGGUGUACUUCGAUCGGCCGCCGCGGGGGACUACUACAGCCGCGUUCGCUCUUCUACGGGGGUGCGGAGCAGUGCGGUGUGGAGCCUUCUCUUCGUCCUAUUUAACUCUCACGGUUGUAGAGAGAUCGUUCCGUCGGUUCCAGCACCAGGACACUCCGUAAUCGACGCAACAUUGUUUUUUGCUACCAACGGCUUCCACCGUAUCUCUCUCUCUCUCUCUCUCUCUCCCCCCUCCUCUCUCUUUAUCUUCCCUCUCUCUUCCUUAACGAGAACGUUACAGCUGGCUCUUAUGUAUAUCAUAUAUAAUUCUCUUUGUAUGUACUACACAUACAACGUGUAUAUCUACAGGAAGGACGACUCGCAUACCACUCGCUCGUUCGUUCGUUCGCUCGCUCGCUCGCUUACUCGGCCUCCGAUCUAUGGCCGUAUUUCGAAGCGAGCGACGAGGACGCGGAUAACGAGUAAGAUAGAAAGAGACAGAGAUACAGGCAGAGGUCGAACACGAAGCAGCUCGUUCGUUUCGAAAAACGGGAACGCGCCACGGCAGGCAACGCGCAGUGCCGAUCGCUGGUUCGCUCGCUCGCUCGUUCGUUCCAACUUCGGACAUUUUCGGUCGUCUUCGGUCCCCCACUCUCGUCCGUCGCUCGCUCUCCGGCAUCGACGAGUCGACUCUCUCCCCGCAUAUCGCUCUGCACUCCCUUGCAGCACGCCCCCUUUUCCUAUCUGUCUAUCUACCUCUCUCUUUCUCUCUCUUUUUACUGGCGGAAAAGGAUAUACAAACGACGACGACGACGACGAUGAUGAUGACGAGGAUGACGAAGAGAUCGCACCUUUAUUUUUCGCUACGAAAUAUAUAUUCUUCUUAUCGCAACGUCGACUCUUUUUCUCAUCGCUAACCUUACUUUUCACCUUUCUUCUUCUUCUUCUUCUUCUUCUGCUUCUUUUUCCUUAUCCACCUAUUCCUCCUUUCUACGUAUCGUCAUUUAUUUCCUUUCCUAGGAAAGCCGCUCAACGGCAAUACGCUUCGGCCGACUCUCGAUCCCAUUGCCUUCGUCCAAGCCGAGAUCGAUAUUAAUGCCGGCGGGGCUAGAACGUACCAUCAUCGUCAUAAUAGGCUUACACACACUCUCUCUCUCUCUCUCUCUCUCUAUCUAUCUAUCUAUCUAUCUAUCUCUAUAUCAAGUAACAACAACAAUAAUAAUCCUUGUAAUUAGCCAUUUUGUAAUUAGCCAAGUUUUGGCUAAAGGCAAUGCAAAACGAAACAAAAAAAAAAGAAAAGAAAAAAAAAGUAAAAAGAACAAAAACGUCGCAUCAACGUCAAGUAAAAAAUUACGUCCGAGAAAUCUUUUUCUUUUAUUCUUUUUUUCUCUCUUUCUUUUUUUCAUUUUGUUGACAAUUAGAUCUCACAAAUCUCCUGUUACAACACGUGCCAAUAGAUCUUUCAGUCACGAGGGUUGAUUCGCGACAGAGUUACCGAAGUAAAUACACACGUACAUACGUAUACGUAUGUUUGAAUUGCUCGUACAUACGUACGUACAUACGUAUGUACGUAUGUAUGCAUGUACGCGUGUACGCAUGCGCGGCAAUAGUCACGUGACUUAAUCCCUGCAAAUGGGGUCGCGGACUGAUCGACCCUCUCUCGCGGUCGCGUUCUCCUCGACGUUUUUCGAAAAGUUAUCGCUCUUUCGAAACAUCUCACGCAGAUAGCGUAGCCGAUAUAAACGGGCGGCACGAUUAUUUCCAGACCGGAUGUCAGGACCGUUGCGAAACGUGCGAUUACUUACGGAAUUUCUUAUUAGCCACGGUAGGACGCGUGAUAAUAUUCUCGCGGGAUUUUUAACUACCCGAGAUAUAUCUAUCGUGUCCUUUCUUUCUUUUUUUCGUUCUCUUCACAAUUUCAAUCAAUAGAAUAAAUCGUUUUAAGAUUAAAAUUAAGAAGUCGUGGGAAGAUAUUGAAACUGUUUCGCCUUUUGAAUUAGAAAAAAAAAGAGGGAAGAAAGAAAAAAAUAGAUGAGAUCUUUACGAUAAUUUUUAUAAGAAUAAUAUAUAUAUAUUUUUUUAUAAAUUACACUUAGAAACGUUAUACUUAUAUUAUAUAGCGUACGUUUUUUUAAUAUCAAUACCUUCGUAAGAACAGUUUUUAAAUAUUUAAUAAGCUACGUAGUGUACAAAAUUAAUAAUGAUACAUAUAUAUAAAUUUUUGAUAAAAAUGUUGAUAAUUAACGUUGACCAAUUAGAAAGGAUCGAUCGAACCGAUCGUUGGCGAGUCUAUCGCGCGAAUAAAUACGAAUACAAUGUUUCGAAGGACAUGGAGUGCGUAUAUAGUUUUGACGCAUGCGCAGAGACGUAAUGUGCGCUUGCUUGUUCGGAUAUUAUAAUCGGUCGUUCGCUCGUAUGAAAACGUGAAAAAGACAGAAGAGUGUCGUCGGUGGUGCGACACGUAGGAAGAAUUAGUUUCGCUUUCGUCUAUAGCCCACCGUACCUUUACUACUGCUACUGAACAUUACAUACAUCUUUAUACUACUACAUUAUUACUGCAACUACAUCGUUAUACUAUACUGUCCACACUGACGACACUACUGGCGUAGUUUUUGCUAGAUACUAGUGAACUAUUACAUCUCUACUGAACUACUACAUCGUUAUAACUACUACGUACGUCACUACUGCCGUUACUGUUACUACUAUCGCAGUACUCUACUUGUGUGUUCGCUAACGUCGACAUACAUCACUACUAUGUAUGCGUUGGCUAACGUCAGCAUAUACUGCGGUACCACUACUAUCAACCAUUGCCGUCGCCCAUUACGGCUGCUCGAUGCAGCCAAGAGCGAGCAAGCAGGCAGGCAAGCAAGCAGGCAGGCAAGCAAGCAGGCAGGCAGGCAGGCAGGCAGGCAGGCCCGUACGCAGUACUCGUGGAAAGUACCGAACGUGAUGUCGGCUUAUUCCUCGGUAACUUUCCAUCGUAUCGAGCGUAAACGAAGAAAGUUUUACCGAAGCAAUGCGACAAAAAGUAAUAAAAAAAAAGGAAGACAAAUCUAUAAGAAUCCAUGAAAACAAAUUUUUCUUUCCGUUUUCUUUUUCUUUUUUUUGUUUUCUUCUUCAAAUUACAUUUCCGAGUAAUCGUUUGAUUUUUUUUUUUGCUGUUUUCUUCUUCUUUUUUCCUCCUUUGAAUGAUAUUUCGGAUUAAUUAUUUCACUUCUUCGUUCUUCUUUUCUUUCUUCUUUUUCUUUGUUAUGCGAAUCUAUGCAUUUAUCUCGAAGGUUUUGGUAAAGCUCCAACGUGUACUUACUUUUUUAUUUAUUUAUUGGCCAAAUAUAGUUAUAAAAUAGAAAAGAUAUUUUUGAAGAAAUUAGUUUCUUAUCCAUGAAGGGAAUAAUCGUAAAGGAGAGAGGAUUAGAAUCCUAAGUUUCAUCCUUUGUCCUCAAAUUUUAGAAGAUUACUUUUAGAAUUCUAAUCUUUAAAAAAUUUUUAAAUACUUUUCAAGGAUAUCUACCUGGUGAGCAGUAUACGCAGGUAUACGCAGGUAAACUUUGUCUAUUGAUAGCAGACAUUGGAAAAUAAACUGUUAGGUUGGAAAAUUUUAUAACUUUGAUGGAUCUGACGGCCCAUCGUGUUUUUGCGAUUGUUCCCCUUUGCUUGCUAAGUAGAUGGCGUUGGUCACGGCUGAUAAAUGGUAGGGAUCUUAAUGGGACAGAUGGCGUCUAUUAUCUUUUCGUUUUUCGAUCGGUUUCUAGGGAUGACAGUUAUUUAAUGUUCUUCUUAUUCUUUUAUUUAUUUAUUUAUUUUUAAACAAAUUCAUAAACAAAAUCUCUGCGUAAUACAAAGAAAAGAAAAAGCAGAGAAAAAAUAAUUCAAGAAAAAUACUCGGACAAGUAAUAUUAUAUCGAACAUUUUCUUAAAAUCCAAGAAACAAAAAAUCCUACUUUACUGAGAUUAUAGAUAAAAAAUAUAACGCGCUAGAGUGAUUGGCUUCUCAGCCUUAGACAAUUGUUUGCUAUUAUAUCUCAAAAACAAAUUCAUCGAAAUUUAUUAGCAAAAGAAAGAUACAGAGCAUUGAAAUGAUUUAAGAAAAACGUUUAUGGAGACAAUAUUAUCUCUCAAAGUUCUCUCAAAGUUCUCUCAAAAAUUCAAACAGGAAAGAAAAAGCGAAACGAAGAAAUAGAUAAAAAAGGAGUAUAGAUCAAAAAUGGCGAAGAUCCACGGCAAUCCUAUUUAAAAGAAAUACGUCCUUGCGACAGUAGAAUCGAGGUUUGCCAGGGAAUACCCGAUUCCGAAGUUACGGGUAAAGAAUUGCCUGCAGGAAAAGGAAAGGCAAACGGCGGGAGGAAAGGGGGGG